AUGUUUCUGGAGAUAUUAGCACUCCCAUUAGAAUCGGUAGCUCCGGUAGUCAAAAACGUAUCGACUCCACAUCAAAGAAAUUCGAUUAAACCUUUGGAAACUACAAGAUCGGAAACGACAUUGGCUAAAGACUAUAGUGCAUUGAUCGUAAAGAAUUUUAACUUAGAAUUCUCGGGAAUAUUCGAUGAAGAAGACAUGAAUCCACAUGCGCGAUUUACAGAAACAGAUUAUGUCAUGGCUAUCGUCAUUAAUGAAAACGAAUUGUUUUCAUAUUUUGACUCUGCUUUCUUACGUAAUUGGGCGAAUCCUGAACAUUGGAAGAUAAAAAUAACUAAUAAAAAUAAAGGAACUUCAGAAAUUGAAGGAGAAAAGGACCGGUCUAACUCGAAACGCCAAUAUGAAGCACAGCCCGAACCCGAGUCCGAUGAUGGUUGGUCGCUUUUAUAA
This is a messenger RNA of Funneliformis mosseae, 447 nucleotides long. The record is from the annotation of a GenBank genome assembly. NCBI's taxonomy places the organism in Eukaryota, Fungi, Glomeromycota, Glomeromycetes, Glomerales, Glomeraceae.